Molecule: messenger RNA, 1582 nt
Organism: Eurytemora carolleeae
Lineage: Eukaryota; Metazoa; Arthropoda; Copepoda; Calanoida; Temoridae
Biological process (GO): regulation of cell cycle
Source: RefSeq, a predicted model, not a curated record
GAGGUAAAGUUCUUGAAUGCAGAUGAUAAACGAACCCUGGGUGAAGAAAGAUUAGUCCUGGUUACUCCUCGAUAUGUUCCUUUCGCUGUCUUUAGUACUAUUCCAUAUCAGAAACCACACAGAACAACUAGGACGGAGCACAAGCAUGAACUUGGGAGAAGAUUGCGGCAUUCAUCCGGAGGUCGUCCUUUACCAGCAAUUAAUGAUAGUUUCGACCCGUUUGAGAUGUUAGGACUAGAAAGAUCUGAAAUGGGACAGGAAGGGGUCGGUUCAGUGUUAGAAGGAGGAGCAGGACAACUCGAACCUAAAACCUAUCCUCAAGCUACUCUACAGCUACCUUCUGCAGAACCUGGGGUUAAGGAACUGGAGAACAAAGAACAAGUAGAGCGAUCAAACCCACUCUCCAGUUCAACUCUGGGAAGGUACGAAGGGAAGAAGAGGCCGAAACUUAUCCGGUCAAGCCGGUCAAACCCAGGACCUUUAACAUUGCCUCCUGCCUUCAAGCUAACCAAGUCCCCCGUGAAAGGAAAAGAAGAAAACUCCGCCCAAACAGCCCCUGCCUCGAUCAAGUCAGUUGGCAUGUUUGGAUCACCUAAGAUACUCCAGAAAUCAGGACGUGCGCAAGUUAGUCAGUUGACUCGCCAACUCUCUAGAAAGUUCUCCGCCAAGCUGAACGGAAGUUUUGACAUCUUGGAGGACGCGUCCUUUCCCUUUCCAUUCCCGGACAAGACAGAAAUCUCCUAUGGUUGUCUUCUAGAACCAGCCUACAGCCUUGAAGUCCAACCACCCAUGGAUACAAUAUUGCUAGAGACAGGACGGAGUUCUCCCAGGCAAACAGUUAAAUCUGGCAGGAUUUCUCCUAAAAGUGGGCGUACUUCCCCCGCCCUGCUAGAGGAGGGUGGGUGGGGUGUUCCAAAUGGAACUCCUUACUCUCCGCACACUCUAGAUGGAUGGUUGGGGGCAGGGCAGCAUAGAACAUUCCUCCCUUUCUCCUCCUAUAUGACGAGUGUGAUAGAGUACGUAAAACCAGCAGAUAUGAAGAAAGAGCUGAACGAGAAGUUUAAAGAAAAGUUUCCCUCAGUAAACCUAACCCUGACCAAACUAAGGAGCUUGAAAACUGAGAUUAGACGGAUUGGAAUUGAGUGCGAUGUGGAUACUGUAACAAUAGCACAGGCGUAUGUUUACUUUGAGAAACUGGUUCUGCGGAAUAUAAUCAACAAAUCAAACCGGAAGUUCUGCGCAGGCGCGUGUAUAAUCCUAGCAGCUAAACUUAAUGAUUUCAAAGGAGAACAUCUUAAACUAUUAAUUGAGAAAACUGAGACAAUAUUCCGGUUGAAUAGACGGGAUCUUCUAGCUUCUGAGUUUGCUAUCCUCGUAGCUCUAGGGUUCAGUCUUCAUGUUCCUAGCCAGGAGGUGUAUCCCCACUACCAGCGGUUAAUCUACCUCACAUAGUUACAGAAAUAAGAUCUUAAACCUGUUUCUUACUAAACAUAUCAGUUAUCUGUGAACAUUAAAAUAAAUCUAAGCAGAAAAUUUGAAUAUAUUUACAGUCAGCUAUGAUAUCCUAUAAAACAUAAAUUGU